GAGUGAUGGUGCGCUGUCAUUGAGCUCCUAGCUUCGCUUCGUGUUCAGAGAUCUGGCAAAGCUCAAACUUUUGAUGCAAGCUCCUUUUGUGUUGGUUAUAACUCAAUAGAACUAAACACUAUUCAUCAAUGUAAAUGUUAGGAGUGUCUUUUAAAGGUUCAACAAUAAUUACUGUUCUUUUUGUUUGAAAAAUAGGAUAUCGUCUGUACUGAAACCCGGACAAACUGUCAACACUAGAGGCGUAAGAAGUUCCUGGCUUGGCUAGGGUGCUAAAUUAUCCAGGGAUUCUGCGGAUAUCCAUUGAAAAUUAUCCUGGCUGCUCCUCCGUCCGUUGCUAGAGACCUAAUCCAAGAUGGAGUUGUGCUCUGCUCGCUGACAAUCCUCCUACUCCGUCCACUAUCGCCAAGAUGGAUGAAGACCCAACGGAUGACCACAGCGAGGUCAUGCUCAAUAAUUAUUCAUCAAAACUAUGCACAUUAUAUUUGCAACGAAGAAAAAGAUCGAAAAAUUGUAAAGCUAAGCAUCUCGUCGUUGAUAGUAAUAGGCAUGUUUACCGUCCAAAGCCGUUUCCAAACCACGAAUUUAAUAUAACUUAUCACAAUCUAAGUCAUUCGCAUUUUUUAAUAUCGCUUAGAAGUUUAAUUAAACUAUCAAUAUUUUAUUUAUUGUUAAUAUCAACGUCAAUAUCUAAUGUGUAUGGGGGAACCGUGGCUUAUAAUUCAUCGUCUACAUCCGCCGACUCCAACGUGGCUGAACAUCGGGGGUUUACUGAUCCCCUGGGGGCGGUUGACCCUCAGUCAGUGGUUGACCCCCAGGCUGUGGUUGACCCUCAGUCAGUGGUUGACCCUCAGUCAGUGGUUGACCCUCAGGCUGUGGUUGACCCUCAGGCUGUGGUUGACCCUCAGGCUGUGGUUUACCCUCGGCCAGACGAGGCUGCCUCUGCCAGGCUGCAUGCCCUCUUGAGGGACAUCUGGCACUGGCGUACCCACGACACUCCCGAGUAUGCUACAAUGGUGGGAUUAAACGACAACACGGCAGGUCGCCUGGACUCGCUUUCGUCUCUCCAUUUCGCUGCCCGCAAGGAAGAGUGCGUUCGUUUCUUCGACAGAGCCAGGGACUUGGACAACUUUUCAUUAGGCUUCGACGACGAAGUCAACCUAAAGAUCGUAAAAUUUUACCUCCAGACAUACGUGGACAACUACGAAUAUGUCAAGUUGUACACUCCGGUGACGCUGCUGGAGGGGCCCCACCUCCACUUCCCACAGCUGGUGCUGGAGCAGAUGGAGCUGAACUCCUACGACGACUUCCAGAAACUUCUCUCCAGGUAUGGCGGGUUCCCCAGGCAGGUUGGGGAGGUCGUGGCGCUGCUGAGGCAGAACAUCGAGGACGGACUUGUGCCCCACGCCUCGGUGCUGGCCGGCGUAACCGAGCAGCUGUCCGCGUUUUCGGUGCCAGUCACGGAAUCCGCGUUUUUCAAGCCCUUCGUGGACCUGCCGGAGUCCGUAUCCGCGGCCCAGAGAAGCACGCUUCGUCUACAGGCGCAAGAACGCGUGGCGCAAGACGUGCUGCCGGCGUUCGACAGCCUUCGUCAGUUCGUGGAGGAGUCGUAUGUGCCUCAGGCGCGGCAGAAGGCGGGCCUGGGGAGCGUCGCUGGUGUUGGGACUGGGGCCUAUGAGGCCUUGUUGAGGUACCACACCACGACGGGCCUCACACCUCAGCAGAUAAACGCACUGGGCCUCAGCGAGGUCAAGAGGAUACGACCGCUGCUCAGACAGGCGAUCGUAGACGCUGGCUGGUCGCUUGCUGGCCACAAAACGUCAUCUGCUGACAAUGAUUCGUCGUCUGCUGAUGACCAGUCCUCGUCUGCUGACCACGACUCGUCGCCAGCUGAUCACGACAGGUCUCCUGCUGACCACGACUCGUCGGCAGCUGACCACGAAACGUCGCCUGCUGACCACGACGCGUCAUUCGUCGCCCUGCUUGACGUGGUCAGACGUGCUCCUAGCCGCUACUUCUCGUCUGCUGAUGACGUCAUCGCAGCGUUGCAAGAGUCCGUCAAUGUUGUCCGCAACGCGGAUUUAGGAACCGCGUUCGAUUCCGUGCCGGAAUUUGCAGUGAAGGUGACCAAUUCGACCAUCGCCCCCCUGGGGGGCCGUCUGGAGUACAAGAGCCCCCCUCUGGAUGCACCCCCUACGCCCCCCCGCCUGCUGGUGGACACGAGCGACCUCACCCUCAUCUCUCGCGACGAGGUCCGAGCUUUAUCCUUGUACUGGACAAUUCCGGGCCGUUAUUUGCUGUCGGAGUUUUUGCGGACGGGCAGCGGAGUUCCGACGUACCGACGGAUCCUGCAAGAUGUCAGACUCAGCGAUGCCCCCGCCAAGCUGCCCGUUUAUUCCUCCUUCGUCGAGGGAUGGUCGCUGUACAGCCAAUACCUCGGCGAGGAGUUAGGACUUUUCGAGGAUCCCGGACAAAGGCUGGGGCGGGUGUCGCAGGAGGCGUUGGCGGCGGCGCUGCUGGUGGUGGACACCGGCCUCCACGACCUCCAGUGGACGGUGGACGAGGCACACACCUUCCUGCUCCACCACACCUUGGUGGCUCCACACCACGCCACGUUGAUCCUUCGCCGCGUCCUGACCUGGCCUGGCUAUUCAGCGGCAGCAAAAGUCGGUGAAAUCAAACUCAAGGAACUUCGACAAAAAGCCGUCAAUGCUCUAGGGGAAUUAUUCAGACUACAGGAUUUCCACACGGUCGUUCUCAAGUGCGCUGGACCGAUCAGCGUUCUGCAGUUCUGCAUCGACCACUACAUCCAUUCAGUGACCAGCCAGAACGCUGCCCUCGAGACGUUUACAGACGACGAACAAACGUCGUCCAAGGAAGAAAGAGAAGCAAGGAACGGUGAACGCCAUGAGUCUAGGGCCCCUGAGAACGUUCCUCCGGAUACAUCAGGCGUUCCAGGUUGUUCCGCGUUUGUGACGAGCUUUAUCCAAAUAUUCAGUGUUGUUAGUGUAAUGCGAAUCCUAACUCUGUGAUAAUAUUAUAGCGAUAAAGUAUUUAAGAAAAUAUCCUGCAUGUUUUUGUGUAUGUUUACAGAUAAAGAAUAGGCAACUAAAAAUACAAGACACUACACUGAGACAAUAAAUGGCUAAAAUGUUUAAAUAGUGACAUACUUUUUUUGCUUAGACCAUGACCAGAGAGACUAGUAGCACUGAUAUGUCCCUCUGAGGGGCUAAACUGAGUGAUGACUCACACCAUGGGAAAGCUUGCAUCGCUAUGUGAACAAUUUCGCGCUUAUUUCUCUGGCUGGAAUUAUAAAAUUCUGAAAUUUCAGUCGGGAAGUCCAUUCCGUUGCAGAUUUUAUUUCUUAUAUAAAUUCAUAGUUUGAUUUUUUAUAGAAGUUUUACUCAAGUGUAAUCUUAUUUUGCGAUAGUUUGUGUUGUUUGUGGAUGUUACUGUUUAUAUGUAAUAGAUUGUUUAGCUUGUAUUAUUUUAUGUUUAACAAGGGAUAAUGCUUAGAAGCGCUCAGGUAUCCAUACACUAUAGGCUACAUAGAUUAUAUAUAUUUUUUACAUAUAUAUUAAUUUGUUUAAACGCAAUUAUUAUUUCAUUAACUGAAAUAUCCUUAUGUGAUCUCAUUGGUACAGCAUUAGCAAGUAGCAAUGAUAGUGUAACACGCAUCUGAUUGCAUCAUUAGGCAAUGAUAGUGUAACACUCUUAUGAUUGCAUCAUUAUGCAAUGACAGUUCAUCACUCUUCUGAUUGCAUCGUUAAGCAAUGAUGGUGUGUAACGCUCUUUUGAUUGCAUCAUUAAGCAAUAAUAGUGUAACACUCUUCUGAUUGCAUCAUUAAGCAAUGAUAGUGCACCACUCUUCUGAUUGGAUCAUUAAACAAUGAUAGUGUGACACUCUUAUGACUGCAUCAUUAGGCAUUGACAGUGUAAAACUCCUCUGGUUGUAUCAUUAAGCAUUGAUAGUGUAACAUCCCUCUGAUUGCAUCAUUAAGCAAUUACAGUAUAUCAGUCUUCUGAUUGUAUCAUUAAUAAAUGAUAUUAUAACAUCAACUGAUGAUGUUUCUUCACAUGCACGAAGUCAUGAAAAUAAUACUUUGCUUAGCUUUUGAAACUUCGAAUUUAUUUUAAUUAUGCGUUCAUAUUAAUUAUAGAAAGGUACAGGCUGAGAAGCGAGACUCUGAAAUAUCUUACGAAUUACAUUAUGCAGAGGCAAUUUGUGACUUAUGAUAAAGUAAUUACUGUUACAUACGUAUAUUUCUUCUCUAGAAAGAGAUGUUCAAAAGUUCCAAACGAGAUAACCAAUAAAUUCUCUCUCGCCAAGUGGCUGCACAAUGUUUUUAAGUAACCAACUUUCGCUCACUGUUUUUAAGUGAUAAUAUUUUAGUGGUAUAAUAAUUUCAAGUAAAGUGGUGGUAACAAUCAAAUAUUAAACUCCAGAACCACUGACGCCUCUGAGAUAAUGAAGAUGUCCAGCAUGUAAAGUUUUUAGUCGAUAAUUCUGAUUCUCUUCAGAGAUUAAUUUUUGUCUUCGAGCGGAGAAAAAAAUCAUUCCUCUCCCGGGCUCGUAUCGGUCUUAAAACUUUAAGAGAUUUUUUCUCAAUAAGAAAAACUCAUUUAGUACUCAUUCUUGAUUCUAAUUAAAAACCAGGUACACUCCUUGUAAAGUGUUCAUAUUUAUUCAUCUAGGUUUAUUUUAAUAAAAGAUGUAAAUGUUAACAUUUACGGGCCUUCUUUAUCCACUUAUAUAUGAAGAACCAGCAGUUAGGUGGAAGAAUGGACAUAAGGUAUUGGUAACAUUCCUCUUCAAACUAAACUCGAUUUAUGCUCGGGGCGUUUGAAUUUUUGGAAUCAUAAAAAUGUAGCAGCAAUAUAUCGUUUUGUCCUAACACUUUACUGUUCUCUAGAAAAGUUUUUUGUAUGGUUCUUUAUGGAUGUUGAUAUCCAACAUUAUUUUUUGGUAAUCAUAUAGGACGUGAAACUUCAACGCCUGCUAGAGACGAGUGAUCGAUUGAUUUGAUGAACCUUUAUUGAUUUUUCAGUUGCAUUUGAUCUGUGCUUUCAUACUGAAGGUUCGAUUCUCGUCUAAGAAGAGUGAGCUUAUUAAAACUUUUUCUUUAAAACGAUAUUUGGUGCGGUAUACUCAUUUCUACAUUUUAGCAAGAUUUGAAACUUGUAUUUUUUGAUGUAGCACGUUGAGAA
Molecule: messenger RNA, 5205 nt
Organism: Hyalella azteca
Lineage: Eukaryota; Metazoa; Arthropoda; Malacostraca; Amphipoda; Hyalellidae
Exons: 14
Coding region: 408-3029 (873 amino acids)
Source: RefSeq, a predicted model, not a curated record